CGUCUUUUCCCUGCCAGGACCCGUAGGUUAGUCCCAUCAGCCCAUGCGCGUCACCCUCCCCUCUCUUCCUCGGCGCUGCCUACGGAGGUGGCAGCCAUCUCCGACUCGGCACCAUGGCGGCCCUCAGACCCCUCGUGAAGCCCAAGAUCGUCAAAAAGAGGACCAAGAAGUUCAUCCGGCACCAGUCAGACCGAUAUGUCAAAAUCAAGCGCAACUGGCGGAAACCCAGAGGCAUCGACAACAGGGUGCGGAGAAGGUUCAAGGGCCAGAUCUUGAUGCCCAACAUAGGCUAUGGAAGCAACAAGAAGACAAAGCACAUGCUGCCCAGUGGCUUCCGCAAGUUCCUGGUGCACAAUGUUAAGGAGCUGGAGGUGCUGCUGAUGUGCAACAAGUCUUACUGCGCAGAGAUUGCUCACAACGUCUCCUCUAAGAACCGCAAGGCCAUCGUGGAAAGAGCGGCCCAGCUCGCCAUCCGAGUCACCAACCCCAACGCCAGGCUGCGCAGCGAAGAAAACGAGUAGACAGCUCGUGUGCAUGUUUACUUGUGCUUAAAUAAAACCACAAAAACUGC
Messenger RNA from Chinchilla lanigera (long-tailed chinchilla), 571 nucleotides. RefSeq names its product ribosomal protein L32 (gene Rpl32). The record is from RefSeq and is a predicted model, not a curated record. Gene Ontology annotation, cellular component: ribosome; cytosolic large ribosomal subunit. The transcript has 4 exons. NCBI's taxonomy places the organism in Eukaryota, Metazoa, Chordata, Mammalia, Rodentia, Chinchillidae. Gene Ontology annotation, molecular function: structural constituent of ribosome. Gene Ontology annotation, biological process: translation. The coding region runs from base 114 to 521 and encodes 135 amino acids.